Acanthamoeba castellanii str. Neff is the source of this 1329-nucleotide messenger RNA. RefSeq lists its product as uncharacterized. Bases 1 to 1329 code for a protein of 442 amino acids. The transcript has 7 exons. NCBI's taxonomy places the organism in Eukaryota, Discosea, Longamoebia, Acanthamoebidae. The record is from RefSeq and is a predicted model, not a curated record. Gene Ontology annotation, cellular component: cytoplasm.
AUGGAACUGACGGAAGAUGAAGAGAAGCGAUUGAGGGCCGAGUAUGAGUUGAAGGAGACGCAGGUGCUCAACUGCAUGUUCGCCAGUUGGUACCCCAACUACAGCAGCCACACGUUCAAGAGUCGAGUCGUGCCGCUACACGAUGAAUUUGUGGAGUAUCUGCAGGACGAAGGCACGAUCUACCUGCCCAGCUCAGCCUACAAGGAGCGCAAACGCGAGAUGGUCGACUACAGCGUGGACGAGUGGGCCGAAGACGACCCGGCCCUGCAGCGAAGGCGUGCUGCCGCCGCAAAGCUGAAACAAAUCCAUGAGAUUGGGACUCAAUCUGAGAGCGACAGUGAGAGCAGCGAAGAGGAGGAAGAAGAGGAAGAGCCCAAGUACGUGGAGUUCCCCGAGCUGGAGGAGGAGAGCGACAGUGAGAGCAGCGAAGAGGAGGAAGAAGAGGAAGAGCCCAAGUACGUGGAGUUCCCCGAGCUGGAGGAGGAGGUGGAACGCGCCAUACGCGAGCUGGAUGGCGCGGUCGUGCCCAAGCUCAACUGGAGCAGCCCCAAGGACGCCAGCUGGAUGAGCGUGGGCGGCACACUCAACUGCUCGUCGUUCGCCGACAUAUGCCUCCUCCUGAAGAGCUCCGAUUUCGUGUCGCACGAUCUGUCCUACGCGUUCUCGGAGAGUGUGGACGAGAAGGGCCGGCCCAGCCAGCUGAAGCGACCACCACAGUUCACGCUCGUGCUCCGGAAGUGGUUCGCGCUUUCGCCCGCCCUCGAGUUCAGGUGCUUCGUCAAGCGCCGCACCCUCGUCGGCAUAAGCCAGCGGGACCCGGCCAAGUUCUAUCCCUUCCUGCCGCGAAUGAAGGCCGAGCUGCUGGAACUGAUUGAAGACUUCUUCGACGCUCACAUCCUCAGCUCCUUCCCCGACGAAAACGUUGUCGUCGAUGUGUACGUGGAGGAGGCCAAGAAGCGAGUGUGGCUGAUGGACUUCAACCCGUUCGGGCCGGUCACCGACGGCAUGCUGUUCUCGUGGGCCGAAAUCUACACCGCGCCAACACCGACAGCCACGACCACGACACAGCAACGGCCUCGACCAGCGAUGGAGGCGGAGAAUGAGAGCAAGACGACCAAGGAAGAGAGGAGUAAGACGGCCACGACGGUGGUCGACGUCGACGUCGACUUUCGAAUCGUCGAGUCGGAGGCCGAGGUGCGCGUGAGUACGGCCAACAGCAGCCGAUUCCCGGUCGACGUGGCGCGAGGCAUGUUCGACGCCGCCACGGCGACCGACAUCAACAAGCUCGUCGAGAUGAUGCAGUCCCAGGGCAAGCUCGCCAGCAUGUGA